GCCCACUUCUUACUUUUUCGGGAACAGGGACCACAGUAAUGGAAGACGAGGAGCGUCAGAAAAAGCUGGAGGCCGGCAAAGCGAAGCUGGCCGAGUACAGACAGAGGAAAGCCAAUGCUGAUGGACAAAAGAAACCAAAGAAGAAAAAGAAGAAGGGAGCAGAAGACUCUCCAAAAGAUGAGCCUGGCAAAGAUGAAAUCAAGCAGGAGCAGUCUGUCGGAGAUGAAGUUAGGGGGGGCAAAAAGGAAGCCACCACCACAGAAUUCAGCUUUGCUCGAACCUUGCGGAGCGGUGAGACCGUCAAACAUGACCAGACUUACACCAUAGAGCCUGAGAGUGAGGUUUCCACCACAGCAGAAGACUACUCUUCAGAGGUAAAUGGUUGCCGUGAGAUGACAGAGAAAGCAAUGGAGUCUUCCAUGGAUUUGAUCAGGGAGGAGGACCUACGACACUCUGAAUCUCAUUCAGAACACGAGCUACGGGGUGGUCCUCCAAGCAGGCUGCAGAUCAUGGAAGAUGAGCUCGCGGCUAAAAAUCAGAUUGUGGAGGAACUCAGUCGAGAACUAGAGGAGAUCAGGGCUGCGUUUGGAACUGAGGGGGUGCAACAGCUUCAGGAUUUUGAAGCUGCGCUUAAGCAAAGAGAUGGGAUCAUCACCCAGCUCACGGCUAACCUCCAGCAGGCACGGGAAGAGAAGGAUGAGGUGAUGAGGGAGUUCCUAGAGUUAACGGAGCAAAGUCAGAAACUGAAGAUACAGUUCCAACAGCUCCAGGCAGGAGAAACUUUGAGGAAUACAAGUCACAGCAGCACAGCUGCAGAUCUUCUCCAAGCUAGGCAGCAAAUAGUUCUGUUCCAGCAGCAGCUGGAAGAGAGAGAUGCUCAGGUCCAAGGUCAUCAGAGGCAGAGUGAGGAGCAGUUGUUACAGAUAAAUCAUCUUCAGCAGAUGCUGAACGAAAGUGAGAUGGUCAGGAGAAAAGAAGCUGAAUCAUUUGUAGAGAGAUUACAAGAGAAAGAUGUGUUAAUAGCUGAGCAGGAACGACUCAUGUCUGAACACCAGGUCUCACUGACUGAGCUUAAGGAGAAGCUCCUGGCCUCAGAACAGCAACUGCUUGCCUUAAAUGAACAGUUAUCAUUAAAGACCCAAGAGCUUGAGAGCUGCCAAGGUGAGUUAUCUGUAUCCAGGCAAAAAGAACGAAUGUCUUCUGCUGAGAUCAUGCAGUUGAUGGGCACAGUGGAAGACCUUCAGAAGCGUUAUCAUCAGGGCAGCCAGUCAGAGGGACAGGUUGUCCAAAGAAUGGAAGAGGAAAUGGCCCAUAAGAUGGAGCAGCUCAGGGCUGAACUAGAUGAGAUGUAUGGUCAGCAGAUUGUGCAGAUGAAACAGGAGCUUCGUGCCCAACAUUCAGCAGAAGUGAAUCAAAUGAUGGAACAGCACUCUGAUGAUAUGAACAAGAUCAAGGAGCAACACCAGUCUGAGCUUGACAGGUUGAGACAGCAGUACAUGCAUAGCAGUGGAGAGAUCAAUGCCCUAAAUGUUAAAGUUAUUGACCUUCAGCAGAAACUUCAGGAGACACAGGUGCUAAGAGAAAAAGCCAAGCAGGAGCUGACACAGGUAGCUGAGGAGAAACUCAGUCUGCAGAGUCAGGUGGAGCAUCUACAAGUGGCCAAAGAAAGGGUCGAGGUAAGGUAUGAAAGCAUUGACCAUCAGAGUGAAGCUCAGCAGUUGAACGAUGCCAUCAAAGAUCUACAGGCUCAGUUGGCAAUGGCUGAAAAUGCCAAUAAUGAGCUGGAGGCCAAACAUGAGUCAGAGAUCACCAAUUACAAGAUCAAGCUGGAGAUGCUGGAGCGGGAGAAGGAUGCAGUGCUAGAUCGUAUGGCUGAGUCACAGGAGGCUGAACUGGAGCGACUGAGGACACAGCUGCUCUUCAGUCAUGAGGAGGAGCUGUCAAGACUCAGGGAGGACCUUCAGAGGGAAAGUCUGCUCAAUGUGGAGAACAUACGCAAUGAGAUGGCACUGAGGCACCGUGAGUCCCUUGAAGAGCUGCGAAAAAGCUAUGAGGAGAGGCUACAAUCAGUAGAGGAACAAAAAGCAGUUUUGGCUACAGAAAGAGUUUCUUUGUUGCAGGAAAUAGUUGCAUUAAAAAAUGAUUUAAAUCAGGCAUUGGAGAACUCAAAGGCAAAAGAGCUGGUUCAACAACUGAAGGAGCUUCAGCUCGAGAUUGAAGAGUUAAAGCAGGCUGAGAGCGAUCGGGUUACCAGGGAGAGUGAAUUCAAAGAUGUGUUACAAAAAAAUGAACUGCUGCUAAAGGAGACAAAAGAAAAAGAAGAGAGUUGGGAGAUUAAAAGGAAAGAGCUUGAGUAUGAUAAUAAUAUUUUGAAAGAAUCGAACUUGUCCAUGAGGGAUGAAAUAAAGCACCUGAAUGAGGAGAGAGAGGCCACCCAGCAGAAAAUGGAUUCUCUCUCCACGGAGAACAAACAAAUGCAUAAACAACUGAUGGAUCUGAAAGAGGAAAUCGACAAACAGAAGAACACAUUCUCAUUUGCAGAAAAGAACUUUGAGGUGAAUUAUCAGGAGCUGAAGGACGAGUACACGUGCCUUGUGAAUGUAAAAAUACAACUAGAGGAGAGGCUCCGGAAGGAGACCCUGGAAUACGAGGCAAGACUGUGCAGUCUUCAGGCACAGCUUCAGCAGCUGCAGCAGCCCGCAGAGGAAAGACCAUCUGAGUUCCUCCAGGUCAACCAAGAGGACAAAAUGGAAGAUGAUACAGUAGAUUGCAAAAUGCUGGCAGAAAAACACACAACUGAGCUGAUGGAGAAGUUAGAAACGACAGAGAGAGAGAAAGCGGACCUGAGAUCAAAACUCUCUGAGGCUACAGAAAAGUUGACAAUGAUGGAGAAUGGAGUGAAAGAGCUGGAGGGAGAACUGAGACUCAUGAGAGAGGAGAGCAAAGGGGUCAUGGCCAGGAAUAAAGAGCUGGAGCGAGAACUGGAGGCUCAGACUCAGUUACUGAUUCAACAUAAAAGGCAAACUGCUCAGUCUCCAGGCAGUAUUGCAGGCUCCUGCUCCACUGAGGACCAUUACCUCCAAAUCAAAUCUCUGGAAGAGGAGGUUAAGGCGCUCCAGUAUACCCUGCAGGGAGCUGAGCGAGAGCGCGACUUAGCUCUAGAACAACAUAACACCCUGGAGCAGGAAAACCGAACGUUACUGGCUCAGCUCCACCGGCUUAGGGAGGUACCUGUUGAGGAGACCUCUGUACCCCCCCUCAUUCAGCCAGUGCAAAGCGAUCAGCAGCAGAAAGUGAAGCAACAGGGCUGUAGCGAGCUAGAGCAGAGAAAAAAGGAUCAGAGUGCCGCAGAGCAGAGUGAGAGCGUAUGGAUGUUGCACACACAACGCAGCUCUGUCACUGAUGAUUCCAAUGAGAGGCACGACAGAGAGAGACAGAAGAUUGACAUUGAGAAGCAGGUGAAGAAGAGUCAGGGAAGUUAUGGGGACCACAGAGAACCUGGCCCUGUGACACAGCAAGAGGACAUGGAGGGCAUGGAACAUGUGUGCUUGCCCUCUCUACAGGAGGAGUGCCGGCUGCACAUGGAGGCCCAGCGCAUCAGUCUUUCGCAGAUCCAUGCUGCCCAGCUGGAGCUGCAGCGCGAGAGUCUGCAUGCGCAAGCAGAGGCCCAGUUGCGCAGGUUAGAGCAGGAACUUCGGCAAGCUCACGCGCAGGAGCUCCAACGACUGGAGGAAGAGCAUCAGAGAGAGCUGGAGGAUGUUAAAGUUGUCAAGGGCGAUCCCAGAUCUACAAGAUACCAACGUUUAACUGAAACAGUGUCAGAGGAAUGCAACCAGAUAAUUCAGUCCUUCAGGACGCUUCUCGGAGAGGAGGUUGUGCAAUCUCUGCAGCACAAGGACCCUGUUAGGAGUCAUGGCCGUGAUGUUCAAGACCAGGAAACCAGAGAUGUCAGUUCACAGCUACAGGAGGCAAAAGAUCUGUGCAGAAGCCUCCAGCAGUUGAAAGAGGCCAUAGAAAUGGCUCAUGGCCAUCUCCUUGAGUUACAGAAUUCCCUGAGGGCUGAUGGAAACAAAAUGGAGGAACUGCAGAUGGCUUACGAUGAGCUGAGGCGGAGCAGUGAAGAGGAGAUUGCCAGCCUGCGUAUGCAGAUUGAUGGAUCCCAGACUGCCAUUCAGGACACCAGUGACCUGAGGGUUCCACUGAUCCAGGGGGAGGAGGUGGAGAGGCUGAGGGCUGAGUUCCAGCAGCAGCAGGCCCAGCUGGAGGAGAGACACAAACAGGAGAUCGAGCACCUGCGUGCCUACUACCAACAGCAGGCCAAAGAGAUGGAGGAGCGCUACACCACAGAGAUUAUCCUCCUGCAUCAGAAGCUUCAGGAAUUUACCGGCACAGAAGGCCUUUUCAGCAUUCCCAGUGUUACCCAGCUGUCUGUGCAAAAAGAAGACGAGACAGAGUUUAAGCUGGAAGAGGAUGUGGACGUGGAAGUGGAGCCGCGUUCGCCCGUCAAGCCCGUGGGUUUGGGUGAGCAGCUGCAGACACUGAGGAAAGCCCUGUAUCAUAAGUACCUGCAGGAGGUGGCAGCCCUGAAGGAGCAGCACCGUACGGAGCUGGAGCGCGUGAGAGGAGAACAACAGUCUCAGGCUUCUGGGAGCCUCAGAGGAGGAAAGCUCUCCACCGAGGAGCUGGCAACUCAGGACUACCUCAGCCAGAUACUGGAGAGACAACAUCAGGAAAGAGUGGAAGAGGAAAUAGCCAAGGUGAUAGUGCAGAUGUCUGUGGAGUUUGCCCGGAAGACAGAACUGGCCAGGAUCAGUAAACAAGCCAAGGAGACCACAUCAGCUAUGCAGACCCAGGCCGAGGACUCUUCAGCCGGGCUAUACGAGAACGCCGGGGAUGUCUUGUCUCCGAGGGUGCUGUCGAAAGGAGAGCACGUAGAGCUGAAGAGGCGGUACGAGGAAGAGAGAGAGAGGUUGGAGAGAGAGUUGAGAGAAAGGACAGAGGAGCUGCUCUUGCUAAAGGAGGAGUUGCAUCAAACUCAGAGCCCGUCUGGAGACACCAGCCCUGGAGCUGCGCAGGGGACUUUGGGUUCGGGGAAGGUGGCGUCGGCUGAAGAAUGGAAGAGCGGUUUUGGCGGUGACUCAAAGCAGAGGGAAGCAGGGAUGAAACGGCCAUCGGAGGGAGAUGAAACAGAGAGAAGAGAAAGGGACGGAAGAGAGAAACGUCGGCCCGGCAUGCAAAACAGAAGCACACAGACAGAAAAGAGGAGAGGAGAGGAGGAACUGGAGGAAGUGAAAAAAGCCUCUGAACAAGUAGUGACAUCACGAUCCUCGUCCCAAGGCCGAGAUCCCUCUCCAGAUAUUAUAACAACUGAAAGAAACUUGCUGAGGAAGGCCAAUGAGAGUCUGCGACAGGUCCUCAGUGACGUGCUGAAGACCACUGCGGCUGCUGAGGAGACUAUUGGUCGCUAUGUGGAAGGGAUCCUGGAGGCCUCCAGUAGGGGGCAGAACCCUCAGCACAGACUCACUUGGCAGCGUGGCUCAGUGGAAACCUUUAAACCUUACAGCAGUUUGACUGCAAGACCAGGAGCAGACACUGCUCACGAGAGUUGCCAUGGCAGCGAAACGAUGGCAGACGACGUGAGCGUUUGGUCAGGCGAGACGGAGACGGACGAGGGUCUGGAGAUGUCUCAGCAGCUCACGGAGGGCUCUCUGACAGGGGCGGAGCUACAGCUGGAGAACGAAGAGUAUCUCAUGAACAUCAGCGUGCGCCUGCAGGCCGCCGUGGAGAAGCUUCUGGUGGCCAUCACAGAGACCACUAACCAGCUGGAGCACGCCAGGGUGACACAGACAGAGCUGAUGCGGGAGUCCUUCAGGCACAAUGCGGAGAUGGACGAGCUUCUCCGCAAACAAGAGGAGCUGCAAGAGCGACUAGCCGAGGAGGCCAGGGCACGGGAGCAGCUGGCUCUGGAGCUCCACAAGGCAGAAGGACUGAUUGAUGGCUACACAGGGGAGAGGGCGGCCCUGGAGAAGCAGGUCCGACAGAAGGAGGAGUUACAGCUGCACCUGGAGCAAGAGCUACAUUUGACCAGCACCCGCCUGCAGGAGCUGGAAUUGGAGCGGCAGCAGAUGCAACAGGAGAAAGAGCUGUUGUCACGGCAACAGGACGCCAUGAGGGAUGGGGCCGGGUCCCGCGAGCUGCACCUCCUGGAAGAGACAGAAAAACUUAUGAAGGAGAAAGUGGAGGUUCAGCGGCAGGCUGAGAAGGAGAACAGUGAGCUGCUCAAACAGAUGAAGGUUCUGGAAGCUGAGCUGGAAGAUCAAGUCAGUAAAGUCAUCGAGUUGGAGAAUGCUCACAGAGUGGAGAGUGCAGACCUGAGGCAACAGAUCCAGGCCCUGGAGAAACAGUUGGAGAAGAAUAGAAAGUUCCUAGAUGAGCAAGCCAUCGACAGGGAGCAUGAAAGAGACGUCUUCCAGCAGGAAAUCCAGAAAUUGGAACAGCAGCUGAAAAAUUCCCAAAAGCAACAGCCCAGCAAUGAACAGAGAAACAUAGAGGUGGAUCAGCUGACUAACCAGCUACAAGAGAAGACGGAUUGGUGCAGCGAGCUGCUACUGAGAUCAGAGCAGCUGCAGCGAGAUGUGGAGGAGCGCGAUGAGGAGAUUGAGAAACUGGGAGCUCGUGUGAGGGAGCUGGAGCAGGCCCUGCUUGCCAGCAGCGAGUCACUGCACAGAGUGGAGGAGAAUAAGCAGCAUGCAUCCAUGACUGAGACGCUGGAUGCCACGCUGGAGGCUCAGCUGCAGACGGAGAGGGAGGCUUUGGACAGGAAGGAGAAAGAGAUCUGUAACCUGGAGGAGCAGCUGGAGCAGUUCCGGGAGGAGCUGGAGAAUAAGAGUGAAGAGGUGCAGCAGCUCCAUAUGCAACUUGAGAUUCAGAGGAAAGAGCUGAGCACCCAACAGCAGGACCUGGCUGCUAAAGAUAACCUACUGAGGGUCUUGGAGGAGAAGGACAGGGAAAUAGCGAUUCUUAAUGAACAGAUCGCUAAGCUUCAACACACGGAAGCAACACCUGAUAACAAGGUGAUUGAGGAGAAGAAUGAGUUACUGAGGGAACUUGAAUCAAAAGUGGAGUACAUGUCGAGUGAGCAAGAACGCCUGAAAAGGAAUAGUGAAGAGGAGAUUGACCAGCUCAGUGCUGUCAUUGAGAAACUCCAGCAAGAACUCUCUAACAUCGAGCACAAGCAGCCUGAGGAGUAUCUUCCAGCUCAAGACGAUUCAACCCCCAGCAAGGAGGAGUACGACGAGAUGAAGCAAAAGAUGGAUGAAGUCACCAAGGAGCUUGACACACUCAAAGCUGACCACAGCUCUUUGCUCUCUAGAUAUGAAACUUUACAGGAGGAGGCCUCAGAGGCAUUUGCCAGGAGGCAGAACGAGAAGUCAGUGGCUGAGCUGGAGGAGGCCUUACGGGAAAAGACUGCGGCCUUUGUGGUGGUGCAGGCUCAAGUGCAGGCGCUGGAGCAGAGUGCUAGCUCUAGAGUGGCGGACUUAACACGACGUGUGGAGGAGUUGGAACUGUGUAUAGAGGAGAAGGACUCUGAACUUAACUCCUGCAGGGUUAGAGUAGAGAAAGCUCAGGCUGAUGCUGAGGCCCUUCAGCACAAGAUCUCAGAGCUUGAGGAGAAACUCAGGGAGAAGGUGGCUGCUUUGCUUGUGAGCCAGGCGCAACUUGGAGCUGUCCAGGCCCAAUCCAGAGAACUCCACAGUGAGGUCACAAAAGAUGCGGUGGAACCCGAUGUGGUGCUGGAGGUGGUACGCACCAGAGGAGAGGUCAGGGAGUCUAAAGCAGUGCCUGUGGGGAAGGUGGGCCUGUUGACAGAAAAACUCAAAGAGCUUGAGGAGGGAUUGAGUGGCAUGCAGAAAGACCAAGAACUUCAAAAGCAGCUGUUGUCCAGCUCUGAGGAGGAGGUGGUGGAGUAUGAGAGAAGACUAGCUGUACUCAUGGACCUGCUCAACCAAAUGAGAGCAAAACCUGUACAGCACAGACAACUGCUGUCUGCUGAGUCUAAAGGUGGAAGUGAGUCUUCGGUGUCUGAGCUUCUCCAGGAGCUGCAGGAGGUCAGAGAUGAAGCUGCAGCCACUAAAGAGGAGCUGAGCAGCUACAGGGAGCGCAGUGACAAACUGCAGGAAGAGCUACAGGUCAGGGAUCUAUCCAUUGCUCAGCUCCAGAAAGAACUCCAGCAGGUGAAGGCAGACAUGGCCAAAUCUGUAGAGGAGCCAAAGCCAUCGAAAUCAAAAAAGAAAGGUGGCAAACAGGGGGGCAAACAACAGGAAGAGCCACAGGCAUUGGCAGACAAAAGUGAGGAGUCUGUUGCAGUAUCUGAGCUUCGUCAAGAGCUUCAGCAGGUCAGAGAUGAAGCUACAGCCACUAAAGAGGAGCUGAGCAGCUAUAGGGAGCGCAGCCAUAAACUACAGGAAGAGCUACAGAUCAAAGAUACAACAAUAGCAAAGCUUCAGGAAGAUCUUCAGAAGGCACUGACCGGCACAAGUGAGAAGGACUCUGCUACAGUAUCAGAACUUCUUCAGGAGGUCAGAGCUGAAGCUGCAGCCACUAAAGAGGAACUGAGUAGCUACAAGGAGCGUAGUGACAAACUACAGGAGGAGUUAAAGGAGAGAGAGAUGACCAUAGCUCUGCUGAAGGAUCAACUCCAUAGAGCUACAGAGGGAAGUGAGACUUCAGAUCUUCACCAGGAGCUUCAAGAGGUCAGACACGUGGUUGCUACCACUAAAGAGGAGCUGAAUAACUACAGGGAGCACAACCACAAACUAAAAGAAGAGCUACAAAUCAAAGAAACAACAAUAGCAAAGCUUCAAGAGGAUCUCCAAAAGACAUUCUCAGGCACACAUGAGAAGGAAUCUACUGCUGUAUCUGAGCUUCUGCAGGAGCUCGAGGAGGUCAGAGAAGAAGCUGCAGCCACUAAAACUGAGUUGUGCAACUACAGGGAGCAAAGCCAUAAACUACAGGAAGAUCUACAGGAGAGAGAGAUGGCCAUAGCUCUUCUUAAGGAUCAGCUCCAUAAAGCAAUGGAGGGAACUGAGGUUUCAUCAUCUGAGUUUCUCCAGGAGCUUCAGGAGGUCAGAGCUGAGGCUGUAGUCACUAAAGAGGAGCUGAGUCACUACAAGGAGCGCAAUGACAAACUGCAGGAAGAGUUAAAGGUCAGAGAUCUAUCUAUUGCUCAGCUCCGGGAAGAACUCCAGCAGGUGAGGACGGCCACAGCCAAAUCUGGAGAGGAACAGCAGACAUCCCAAACCAAAAAGAAAAGUGGCAAGCAUGGAGACAGCAAACAGGAGCCCCAUGGCAAGAGCAAAGGCGUUUCCAAAGACAAACCGUCUCUGUCACGAAAGAAUUCGGCCGUCCAGUCCGAGAAGUCGUCCUCCUCAUCUGCUGCCAGUGGCACGUCAGGCGUUCAGCGCAUCGACGUGGGGACCCAGGUGGACGUGAGCCCAGGCAGAGAAAACACCUCGGAGGAGAUCGCUGAGGUGAUCAGUGAGUACAGGGAGAAGAUUGAGCAGAUGCAGGAACUCCAUGCUGCUGAGAUCAUGGACAUGGAGACCAGGCAUAUAUCAGAGAGUGAGAACCUAAAGAGGGAGGCCCAGGAGCUGGAGGAGGAGUGCAAGGCCCUGAAAGCUGUCAUUGAGAAGCUAAGGAGUACAGAGGCUCUUUCUACAAAAUCAGAGCAUCUGGCAGCAUCCCAGUUCAAAGAUGGCUAUGCAAGUGACAGCAGCUCCGACUGGAGUCAGCGCACAGGUCAAGACCUGCCCAACGUGCACCAGGAGUUCAGGACUACACCAGAGGGAGCGAGGAGAGAAAACGAACCGGACGUCCUCCCCGACAGGAUCAAGACUCUGCUGAGAGAGGUCCAUCAGGAAGGCAUGCAGGUCCUCUCUCUGUCUGAGCUGUCUCUGACCGAGGGAGAUCACCCUUCCACUGCCCAGCUCCACCCUCAGGGCUGGACCAAAGAGAGAGAUGCUCUGCUGGACACUGUGCAGUCCCUUAAAGCGCUCAUCACCAAGAUCCAGACAAACAGAGAAACACAGGUGGGUGGAGACUGGCGUGCAGAACUACUGGGUGCUGUGAAGCAAGUGUUUGUACGUGAGCGUGAUGUGCUGAAGAGUGCACUGUACUCUCAUCUGGAGCUGCUGGACACCAGUGAUGCAGUUAUCCAUCUUAACCAAUUAGAACGCAGAUUAGCUGAACAGGAUUCUCAGCACAGGGAAGCACUUGCCAUGUUACACACUGCAGACAGAAACAGUCUCCUGACCGAGGUCAGACAGCUCAGAGCCCAGCUAGAACACUUACAGUUGGACACCAGCCACACAGAAAUCACCUCUCAACAACAGCACCACCAACUGGCCAGCCCAGGUAUGGCUGAGAGGGGUGCAGGGGAGCAGGGAGACAGAGACAGGGGAACAGGCACAGCCCAGGGACACGGUGUCUCUCACUCAGAAAGACUGGUGCUAGAGGAGCUGAAGAGUGAGCUGGCCCAAACCAAACUGGAACUGGAGACGACUCUCAAGGCCCAACAUAAACAACUCAAAGACCUGGACGCACUCCGGACCGAGGUCUCAGACAAGGCUGCUGAGGUUGACGCACUCAAUGACAAACUGGCAGAAGAGCAGAGGAGAUCAAGAGAACUUCAAUGGGCUUUUGAGAAGGAGAAGUGUAAAUCAGACAAAAAGGAGGAGAGUGAAAGAGAGGAGCUAGAGGACCUGAGACUAGCUCUGGAGGAACAGCAAAACCGUGUGGCUCAGCUCAGCGCAUCUCUGCAGCAGGAGUGUGAUAACUCAGCCCAGCUCAAAGCACAGCUGGAACAGGAGAGGAGCCAGCACCGCAGUCUGGCCUCAGAGCUCCAGGUACAGCUGGAGUCCCAGCUAGCCCGAUCCCAGGAGCUGAGCAGUGCUCUGGAUAGAGAACGAGAGCUCAACGCCCAGUUCCGGCAAAAACAGGCCAGUUUUAGCCCCACACUUCAGCAGGGACCCAGCGCCGCAGCAGGGAUACAGGAGGCAGAAGCAGGAUGCAGCCAGGUGGAGGAAGGUGUGCAUUCUAUGGAGGUAUUGUUACAGAAUCUCCAAAAGCAGCUGGAUGAGAAACACACUCAGGUGGUGAAGUUGGUGGAUGAGGUGGAGAGACAGAAGUUGGAGGCAGUUCAGGCCAAACGUGAAUGGGAGGAGGAAAGAUCCACACUGGAGAGAAGUGCAGCGAAAGACCAGAAUGCACUCCGGGAGGCACAAGCUCGUUCGGAGCACCUGGAGAACAGGGUUCAGGACCUGCAGGGACAACUGGCCAGGGAGAGAGAGAAGGUGGAGAGAUUGGAAAGGGAAAGAGAUGCACUGCGGGCCAGAGUAACUGAACUGACACAGAAAUUAGGAGACACUACAGAGAGCCAACAGGCCAAAACCCAAAGUCAGGGGCAGACUGGCUGGAGGUCUGAGGGCCAAACUGGAGACAGAACCAGAGACUGGGUGUUACAGCAGAAGGCAGGGGAGGCUGUCACUCUGAGCUCUGGCACUCCAUCUCUGCAUGAAGCUUUAGGCACCGGGCACAUCACCCAGCUCGACUCCAAACACAUGGACAACAUCGUCAGCCGUCUGCAGCUCAUAGCCAACAAGAUUAAGGGUAUGACUGGCAGCGCUUCAAGCAGACUGUCCACAGAGGGGCCAGACAGGGAGAGUCUUGCCUGGCUGCAGAGCAAUGUGGAGGAUGUAGUUGCUAUGCUGCAGCAAGCACCAUCAAUACCUUCCAUACCGGAGGGCGCUGCCCUGGUGGCGGGAGGCUCGUCUAGCAACCUGACGGAGCGUUUGUUGAGGCAGAACGCCGAGCUCACUGGUUUCGUCAGCCGGCUGACCGAGGAGAAGAACGAUCUCCGUAACCAGCUGCUCAAACUGGAGGAGGAAGUGAGACGCUACAGACAGAGAGGACAGGGAUCAGACAGCUGGAGCAGGAAAAGCUCAAACAGUCAGGAAAUAGUGCAGUUCUCCAGUGAGCGGGAGGCCUGGAACAGGGAGAGGAGCCGACUGGAGAAAGCCCUGCGACACGCUGAGGCUGAGUUAACCCAUCUCAGAUCAGAGCUCCGCACCGACACCCUCAGAGACCUGACUGGCCCUGAUGCUGACAACGCUGCACUGAAGAGGAUCUAUGGGAAGUACCUGCGGUCUGAGAGUUUCCGGAAAGCGCUGAUCUAUCAGAAGAAGUAUUUGCUGCUGUUACUGGGUGGCUUCCAGGAGUGUGAGGAGGCCACGUUGUCUCUUAUUGCCAGAAUGGGGGGACGGCCCUCGCACGCUUCCCUGGAGUCCCUAAGCAAAAGGCGUAGAGGCUUCACGCGUUUCCGUUCAGCGGUCAGGGUCUCCAUCGCCCUCUCCAGAAUGAGAUUCUUGGUGAGGAGAUGGCAGAGAGCCGCAGGGGUAGGGUCCGUCACCUCACCGAGCGUGAACAGAAAUGGAAUCGGCCAAAUCACAGGGAGUGAAGGGAGGAAUGAUUCUCCGUACCUCCAUCCUGGCACUGUGGAGGUGUAUGGAGAGAGAAGGGGAACCAGUCGGGGCCGCACCGGCCGAGACUCUCCACGGUCUGGCCAUUCUGGCCAACACAGGUUUCACGGCAUUGCUGGAGAACACGGGGCACUAACAUGCUCCCAUCUGCAGAACUACGAUCCUGACCGUGCACUUACUGACUACAUAUCCCGCCUAGAGGCUCUACAGAGGAGACUGGGGAGUGUGCAAUCAGGUUCAUCUUCGUAUGCUCAAUUGCACUUUGGAAUGAGGAGAUAAAAAUCUUUAUUUACAUUUGAACUUGGCUUGAAGAAAAAAA
This is a messenger RNA of Chanos chanos (milkfish), 12855 nucleotides long. It is a transcript of the gene akap9, whose product is annotated as A kinase (PRKA) anchor protein 9. Gene Ontology annotation, molecular function: molecular adaptor activity. The coding region runs from base 39 to 12815 and encodes 4258 amino acids. NCBI's taxonomy places the organism in Eukaryota, Metazoa, Chordata, Actinopteri, Gonorynchiformes, Chanidae. The record is from RefSeq and is a predicted model, not a curated record. The transcript is spliced from 61 exons. Gene Ontology annotation, biological process: signal transduction.